Messenger RNA from Colletotrichum navitas, 2547 nucleotides. Its product is annotated as AMP-binding enzyme. Bases 306 to 2255 code for a protein of 649 amino acids. The record is from RefSeq and is a predicted model, not a curated record. The transcript has 2 exons. Gene Ontology annotation, molecular function: medium-chain fatty acid-CoA ligase activity. Gene Ontology annotation, biological process: fatty acid metabolic process. NCBI's taxonomy places the organism in Eukaryota, Fungi, Ascomycota, Sordariomycetes, Glomerellales, Glomerellaceae.
ACCCCAACCAGGUUCGGGGGGGAAGCGACCAGACGCGGCCGCUGCCCGGGAAUACCGGUCGGUGCUUUGAGGGCCAAAGUUACCCGCCCCCUCUUGUCUAACAGGUGAGGAAGAUCGGGGAUUGUGACGGCUCAUUGUGCGAAGAAUCCCCAAGCUGAAGUUGAUAUAUCGAGAGGCUCGACAUGAUAACGUCAUAGAGACUAAAAGCCACACGCCCACAUCGAAUCUCAAGUUCCACGUUACCAGCCUGGUUCACAUUGCAAAUCUCCACGCCCAAAGCCGAGGUUGAGCACCGGUGAACGACGAUGCCUUCAAUGGUCUGCAAACGCCUGGCGACUGGCCUCGUGGCGUGGAGGAGUUUGCUCAAGGCAACGUGCUGGAGAGGUACUAGUACGGCAUCACAGCGGAGAACGCUCGCUUCCAGCUACCAAGGGCUUAGUUUUAGCCAGGGCCCAAGUGAGCCACCGCUUCUCACACAAACCAUCCCCGAACACUUUUCUCAAGUUGUAUCCCUUCAUGGUGACCUCCCUGCCGUCAUCGCGCGCGCCUCCACCGCCCUCACCUCAUCGCCAGCCUCCACGUCAACCCCGCUGCCGCCCGCCUCGACCACUGUGCUGACAUACGCCUCCCUCGACGCCCUCUCCAACACCCUCGCCUCGUCUCUCCGCACUCUCGGCAUCCGCAAGGGUGACCGCCUCGCCGUCUCCCUUGGCAACGGCGCCGAGUUCGCCGCCCUAACCUACGCCGCCUUCAAGCUCGGCGCCGUGCUGGUCCCGCUGAACCCGGGGUUCAACGCGAAACAGGUUGGCGCGGCGCUUCGGCACCUGAGCGUCGAAGUGCUCGUGAUCGGAAAGGUCACGGACCUGCCGUACAAGCCGUGCCGUGGACGGAGCAACCUCGACCUUUUGCGGACGCUAGUGCCAGACCUGGACAAGGGCAAGGUCGAGAGUGAGCAGGUGCCGAGCUUGAAAACCGUUAUCGUGCUGGACAACGCGGCCUCGCACCCGCUGGUGGACUUUCCCGCAUUCAGGGCGCUGACGCCGUACGAGGUACUGCUGGACGGGUUCGACGGGCCCAUCGUGCCGGACGCGCCGCUGGACCCCGGGGAGACGAUUAACAUCCAGUUCACUUCGGGAACGACGUCCCACCCCAAGGCGGCGAUGCUGACGCACACCGGCAUCCUGAACAACGGCCACCUGAUCGCGCAGAGGAUGGGGCUCGUGCCGCGGGACAGGAUCGUCGUGCCGCCGCCGCUGUUCCACUGCUUUGGGUGCGUGCUGGGGUACAUGGCGACGGCGACCUCGGGGGCGGCGAUCCUGUUCCCGAGCCCAGCGUUCGACCCGGCGGCGACGGUGAAGAUGGUCGCCGACUACGACGCCACGGGGCUGUACGGCGUGGCGACCAUGUUCGUGGCGGUGAUGGAAGCGCUGGCGGCGGGGAGUGCGGCAAGGCCUGAGGACAUGCCACGGGGGCUAACGAAAGGCAUCGCCGCGGGGAGCUCUGUGCCGGAGAGCCUCAUGCGGAGGCUGUACGAGACGCUGGGCCUGCGGGACCUGGUAAUCUGCUACGGCAUGACAGAGACGAGCCCCGUGAGCUGCAUGACGGCUCCCAACGACGCGUUCGGGAAGCGGACGGGGAGCGUCGGGCGCGCGAUGCCGCACACGGCCGUCAAGAUCGUCGACCCGCUAGACAGGGGGCGGAUCGUGCCGCGCGGGGAGCGCGGGGAGCUGGCGGCGGCGGGGUACCUCGUGAUGAAGGGGUACUGGGGCGACGAGGAGAAGACCCGGGAGGUCCGGCGGGAGGAGUCGGACGGGCGGGUGUGGAUGUACUCGGGCGAUGAGGCGCUCAUGGAUGACGAGGGGUACGUCCAGAUCACGGGACGGAUCAAGGACCUCAUCAUCCGCGCGGGCGAGAACAUCCACCCGCUCGAGGUAGAGAACUGCCUCUUCCAGAUGGACGGGGUGAAGGAGGCUGCCGUGGUGGGCGUGCCGGACGAGAAGCUCGGGGAGAGCGUGGCCGCCUUCGUGGUUCCUCAGAAAGGCUGGGUCGUGGACGGCGAGGGGUCCGCGGGGGAGAAGGAGGGGAUCACGAAGGAGGGCGUGAGGCGGUGGGUGCGGGAGCACCUGUCGAGCCACAUGGUGCCGAAGCAUGUCUUCUGGGUGGACGAGUACCCCAAGACGCCGAGCGGGAAGAUUAUGAAGUUCAAGCUGAGGGACAUGGCCAAGGAGCUGCUCCAGGCGGACGAGAAGUCAUAGAGUGAGGGUGGCGUGGGAUGAGACGCAGGACGGACGGUCAGAGUUGGAGGUGAACCAUCUUUGAGGGCGACUUGAAGCUACCCUAGUUGGAAGGUAUCGUGGGCUUUUCAUGGAAGCCGCGGCAUGGCCUCUGUAGUAUUUGGCUAAAGAAUGGUACUAUAGCUGAGUAGUAUCCGUAUAGACUACUCCGCAAUUGUAAUAUUCAUGUCGCAGUGAACGUCAGACAUGGGAGUCAGAACGGGAAGACAUAUAGUUGAACAAUGGCCCUCAUGUUUUGCCGUUACUACUGAGA